GUUUGUUUGUUUGUUUAUUUUGCCUUUAAYGCGAUCGUCCCCGUAUGCACCGUAGAUGUGAUUAGUGGCUUCCAAACCCACGAGCAGGACAGUGUGUGUUAAGCGCCGAUGUUGCUGAGACGAGAGCCACGGCGGCUCUGUAGCUCCGCUCUCAGAGGCUGAGCCGGCCCCAGGGAGUUCACUUUUUAUCCUUUUAACUUGAAUGAAAAUGACUACAUCCAGUAUUGCUGCAAGAGUGGAAACGUGGCUUUCUUCCGCAUGGCAUAUUAAAGUUCCAUUGACAUGGCUGGAAGCAUGUAUUAAUUGGAUCCAGGAAGAAAAUAGUAGUAGUAGUAACUUGAGUCAAGCUCAGAUUAACAAACAGGUGUUUGAGCAAUGGCUUCUUACUGAUCUUAGAGAUUUGGAACACCCCAUUUUGCCUGAUUGUGUCUUGGAUAACGCCAAAGGAGAAUUGUCUGGCUUCUUCUCAAUACAGAUUGAUUCUCUAGUUGAUGUUAGCCAGCCAGCGUAUUCGCAACUGCAAAAGCUAAGAGGAAAAAGUACUGUAAAUGAAGAAGUAACAGCCAACACUCAGUCUUUCCCAAAGCCCUGGGAAGCAAAGCCCUCUCGAAUGCUGAUGCUGCAACUGACUGAUGGAGUACAUCAAAUUCAGGGCAUGGAAUAUCAGCCAGUUCCUGCCCUGCACAGUAACCUUCCUCCAGGAACAAAAAUCACUGUCCAAGGUAAAGUUGCAUAUCGUCUUGGAGUCCUUUUACUUAAACCAGAAAAUGUAAAAUUGCUGGGGGGAGAAGUGGAUGCUCUUCUAGAGGAGUAUAGUCAGGAAAGAGUCCUUGCUAGAUUAAUUGGAGAAGCAGAGAACCCUAAUCCUGUUGGACAAACUGAUCAUGAACAAGUUGUCCCAAGGCCUGUAGAUGAACUAGGGCAAGCUCUGGGCCCUUCAGAUGAAGAACUGUUAGCCAGUCUAGAAGAAAACAAUGAUUUUACUUUAAACAAUGAAACACAUUUAGAGAGUGGAUAUUACAGUAGGAGCAGUAAUUUUAGCACAGCCUUAGGUUCACACAAUGGAAAUGUUUUGCAACAAGAAUCUCCAAGUCCUUUUCCUCAUUCGGAUGAACAGAUUCCACAUUCCGUAGAAUAUGCUGAUGGAUUUUCAAAUGACUUUCCUUUGGAAGACGACUUGCUUCUGGAAGAAGAGAUCCAAAGAGAGUUGGAAGAAGUGCCACCAGAGGUCAGAAACUUGGGUUUAGUAACUGAGAGCCUUCCACAUAUGUCUAGGAGCUCGUGUGAUUCACCUUUCAAUAGUACUUAUGAAACAGAUGACAAGAAUGAGAGAGAGAAACGUGUAGAAACUGUCAGCCAUGAAAAGUCUUGGGGAAGGAGACUAUCUCCUGGAGAUGAAAAUAGGACAAAUAAUACUUCACACUGCAGUAGUGUACAUCAGACCAACAGCUGUGUAAACCUCUCCUUGGACAGUACUACCAAAGAAAGGCUCAGUGAUACACAUCUAACUGAGAGCAAACAAAAACCCCAGGACACUUUUCAGGGAAGGCUGCUCCACAGAGAGCCRUUGUGUUCCUCAGAAACAGAGCCAGCAGCAGGUCAGCAGCAGCACGACAUACAAACGUGCGUCYGCAGUGCAGCAGAGGUGCAUCAUCUUGAAUUGUGUUCUCCACCUUUCACGUACAUUUCUGUUCUCCUGGCCAAAAGACCAGAAACUGUUACAAUUCUGAAAGCCAAAUGUUUUAUUGUAACUCUAACUGGAAAGCUCACGAGUAGCAAUGGGUCCUGGGGUAUAAAAGCAAAAAUUUCUGAUGGUUCAGCCCUUCUAGAGGUAGAUUUUGCUGAUGAUAUCCUGACAAGUUUGAUUGGAUUUUCGGUAGCUGAAAUGAAUGUGUUGAAAAAAGAUCCURCAUCCCGUGCAAAGCUUAAGGAUGGUUUGGAAAAAUGUCAAAGACAGCUAAUAGAUCUCUGUUGUUUGAUGACUAUAGAGUUUAAUCCUUUUCAGUCUAAAGCCACUGUAUUAGUUCUAGAGGAUGCUGAUGCAAGGCAUCUAGAACAACUGAAGAAACGUUUAUAUAAAUAAUGUGUGAAAACUUGCAGAAUAUGGAUUAGGAUUCUUUCGGUGAAGAUUUCCCCCCAGYGACUGUUAGAAGUCAAAGUUCAGUGAUGUGAGAAAAAUACUGCAUGUGUGAGAGUGGGAAAUCCUGGGAUAGAGGGGAGGAAUUUAGCAGUUUAUUUUUUAUAGUGACUAUAUUUAAAUAAACUUCAAACAUGUUUGACUUAAGAAAUUCAUGAAUCACUUUCGUUCUGCAAAAUCUUCCAUGCUUUUGAYUGGUGAUCAAAACUAGCAGAUUUUGUCAGGAAAUGGAUAUUGAAGAGAUUAGCUCGUUUUUACACUUAAAAGGUUGAAUACUGACCCRAUAUUUGAAAGGUAGUUAUUGGAGACUGCUGGUCUUUUCUCAUAGGAAAGCUAUUAAACAAAGAAUUAUGCCAGCUUGAAAAUUCGUAUACAUAAUUAGUGUUCAAGAACCUGAAGUGAAGGAUCACCUUACUCUAAAUU
Messenger RNA from Nothoprocta perdicaria, 2560 nucleotides. It is a transcript of the gene RMI1, whose product is annotated as RecQ mediated genome instability 1. Lineage: Eukaryota; Metazoa; Chordata; Aves; Tinamiformes; Tinamidae. Gene Ontology annotation, biological process: resolution of meiotic recombination intermediates; double-strand break repair via homologous recombination. Gene Ontology annotation, cellular component: RecQ family helicase-topoisomerase III complex; nuclear body. The transcript is spliced from 2 exons. The record is from RefSeq and is a predicted model, not a curated record. Gene Ontology annotation, molecular function: nucleotide binding. Bases 203 to 2083 code for a protein of 626 amino acids.